Molecule: messenger RNA, 2604 nt
Organism: Trichomonas vaginalis G3
Lineage: Eukaryota; Parabasalia; Trichomonadida; Trichomonadidae
Product: bifunctional inhibitor/lipid-transfer protein/seed storage 2s albumin superfamily protein family
Exons: 1
Coding region: 1-2604 (867 amino acids)
Source: RefSeq, a predicted model, not a curated record
AUGCUAGUUCUAUUUCUUCCUCCACUUAUUUGUAGCCACUUCAGUUUUCCAAAAAGGUUAGAAGGGGUUGAUAAACCAAUUUUCCAGGACGAUAAUAAUAGUAGCCAAAGCCAUAUCGAUAUCGAAACAAGAAUUGAUGCUGGAAUUGAACUAACUUCAAAUAAUGGAACUUCAAGCACACUAAGAAUUAAUUACGAAUAUUAUAUGUGCUCAGUUAUAAUAAAAGAAGCUUCAUUUGAUAACAAUUACGCAUUUGGAGCCGUUACGGGCGGACCUUGUGGCGGUGCUCUGUAUGGAUAUUGCUCUGGUAUGGAGAUUCAUAACUGCAAAUUUUCCAAAAACUGCGCUGUUGAUGGCGGAGCAAUAUCUUUGACUGAGUGUACAGCCUUUCUCGAAUCAAAUAUUACGGGAAGUUCGAACGACUCAAAAACUUUUGAUUCAAAUACAGCUUAUUGUUUUGGAGGUGCCAUUUCUUUUGAAGGCAAUAUAAAUAAUUCCAAAACUCUGCAAAUAUUUAAUUACGUAUUCAUUAAUAAUACAGCCUACGAAGCAGGUGGCGCCAUACAAGCUAUUGUUAAUUCUGACGUUUACAUCCAAAAUUCAUACUUUAUAUCUAAUCUUGCUGGAGAUCAAGGUGGAGCUCUCUACUUUUUGAACAGCCAACUGACAUUUUAUCAAAAUUGCGUUUUAAGAAACAAGGCUGGUGCUGGCAAUCCAAAAGAUCCUGAUCCUCCUUACGAUAAUAAUAAUAAUACUUAUUACAAGAAAAAAUAUUUUGGUUUUCAGAAAGAAGUAUCUCCGAGGUUCAGGGGCAGAGGCUGUGGAGGUAUAGCGUUUAUUAAUUAUCUCCCAAGUCAAGAAUAUAAGACAUUUAUUUCUUAUGGCAAUUUUUACAACGAAAACUCAAUGGUUAAAGGUCUUGCAACUGAUCUCUAUCAUGAAAAUCAACUCAUUGGAAGUAGCGUUAUGGUUGAAGAUUAUGUAAAAUGGCAUUCAAAUCAUGAUUACUAUUCAAGUGGGAUUAACUCAGAUACAGCAAUAAUAGGCCCUGUGGAAAAAUAUGAUGUUAAUAUAUCAUAUGCUACUUCACCCACAAAAUGUUUACCUGGUAACUAUACCCAAAUAUCGAUCUAUGACAAUACAAGUGCAAUUUUCACAUUUACACCUAAUACAAAUACAUCUCGACAAUCUGAUCAACCAAAAACUUCCUCUAUUGUAGAUCCAACAAAUUAUACUUAUGUUGCUACACCUAUUACUCGGCUUCCAAAACAAACAACUAGUAGUCCCCCAAGAAAAUCGGCUACAAAAUCAAUAACUUACAGUGAAACCCAUUCAAUACCAACUGCUCCUAGCCGCACACUUCAUUCAACACCACAUUCAACACCAAAUUCUACUCCACAUUCUACCGCACAUUCCACAGCUCAUUCAACACCACAUUCAACAGCUCACAAAACACCUUUUUCAACAGCUCAUUCAACACCACAUUCUACCGCACACCCAACAGCUCAUUCAACACCACAUUCUACACCACACUCAACAGCUCAUUCAACACCACAUUCUACCGCACACCCAACAGCUCAUUCAACACCACAUUCUACACCACACUCAACAGCUCAUUCAACACCACAUUCUACCGCACAUUCCACAGCUCAUUCAACUCCACAUUCUACCGCACACUCAACUCCACAUUCCACAGCUCAUUCAACUCCACAUUCUACCGCACACUCAACACCUUUUUCAACAGCUCACAAAACUCCAUUCAUAACAGUAUUCUCAACUCCGCAUUCAACUCCUCAUUCAACAGCUCAUUCAACAGCUUCAUUCACACCUCUUUCUACACCUUACAUUCCACCAAUUGACAUAUCAAAGCCAACAGAUGUGACAGGAGAAUCCAGUGGUUACACAAAAUCAUUAACUGAAGUUCAAUAUCAAUACCAUACAGAUUAUCUUACAAACAUUUCUACUGAUGUAGGUAACAAAAUUAACAAGACAGAAACAAAUAUUACAACAAUAGCAUAUGCUAAUACAAGUGUACUAACAUGGGUUAUUACAUCAGGUGUAGAAACAACAAGUACAGUAACUUGGACCUAUAUUGAAUCUAAUACCACUACACUUACUGUUUCAACUACUUUAGUUGAGAAAAACACUUCAAUAAAGGCAAGUGAAGGCAAUGAAGAAGAUAACACAUCAACGCUUUCUUUAGUUGAAACAAAGACAAUAGUUACUACAUACACAAUGACACUUGUUAUGACUGAAACAAACAUCAUCAUUCCUUUGGAUGACUCAACUGUCGGAAGUAACGUUAAAUCCGGCACAAUCAUUCUGAUCGCUGUACUUUGUUUGGUUGCGGUGUUCUGCUUAGCUAUAAUCGGUCUCUUCUUGUACAGAAAGUCCCACAACAAGUCAUCGGAAUCAGAAUCUUCGAUCAAUGACGACAGUGAUUUAUUCAACGAUGAAACAAGACAGCAACAGACGAUCGUCACGUUUAAUGCAGAUGAUGAUAACACAAUGUUGUCAACCUUCAAUAUGGGUACUGAUAACAUCGAAGAUAAUGAAGAAUCUCUCAAUGACGAUGAUGAAAUGUUUCUUAACGCUGAAUUUUAA